AUUAGUCCGAAGUCGACCUACGUAGCUCUAUUUUCUUCUAUUAUCACAGAAUGACUAAUUUUCGUGAGUGUUUUGUUAUUUAAAAAUAAGAAUUACAAUAAAAAUUCAAUUCCAUAACACGGAAUAAAAACAUAUUCGAAAAAUUAUCGGGUUUACGAGAAAAACAACAAAACGUUAAGUUUAUCCAAAAAAAAUAGGAUUUGUGGUGCGGUUGCGGUUGUGUUUUCCUCUCUGUUUCGCUACAAAAUAUAAAUAAAACGAUAAUUAAAAACGGCAAAGCAAAAUGAAGAAACAAUUUACGAAAAUUAAAAUAGCAGCUGAAAAUCUUUCAAGAUCGAAUAAACCGGAUCGUAAAGAUUGUGAAUUGGAAUUGAUUGAAAAACAAGUGGAAAAAUAUCGUGAUGUACUCGAUAAAAUGGUCAAAAAAUUGCCCGCGGGUUCAGCCGAUAUUCAAGAUCGCGAUAAACGCAUUAAAAAACAAAGUCAUUAUAAAAUUGGGCAAGCCCUUGAGGAAUCAUCAAAAGAAUUAUCAACAGAUAUGCCACUGCAUCAUGUUCUUUUAAAUAGCGGCGAUCUUGAAAAGUCAUUGGCUGAAUGCAUUGUCGACAGUGAAUUGGAGACAGAGAGUAAAGUGGUGCGGCGUCUUAAAUUAAUUUUAGACAAGGAAAUACAAGAGAUCUCAACGUUGAAACGUAACGUGUCACGUACAUUGCAAGAAUAUGCCUCGAUAACCAGAAAUUAUGAGGCAGCCAAACGUUUGGAUGAGCCUCAGGCGAAAAUAAACAACAUCAAAGACCAGCAGGAACAAUGCGAAGUGAGAUUGGAAAAGGAACGCGAUAUGUGGGCGGCACAAAUGUUUGAACUGAUUGCCAAAGAAGAUGUCAUAGUCCAUUGUAUACGGGACUAUGUGCUCAACCAAAGAAACUAUCAUGAACGUGCUCUGCACAAAGUCAACACCUCACUGGCCAAUAUUCAGGAUAUUAUUGAGUCAACAGUCAAGUCACGAUUCGGUACCUCACUCAACGAUCAUUUGGCCUCGACGAAUCGUCAAAUAUCCUACAUCAUUGAGUUGUGUGUGUGCUGCUUGGUCGAGAAUGGCCUGCACGAGGAGGGUCUGUUGCGGGUGGGCUGUGCCAGUACCAAACUGCGACGCAUGAAACAUGCUCUGGAGGCACAACAUGUCAAAACCCCACUCUCUGUGGACUAUCAAGACCCGCAUGUUAUCGGGUCCAUACUCAAAUUGUAUUUGCGAGAGUUACCCGAACCGUUGCUGACAUUUAAACAUUACGAUGAUUUUAUCCGGACCGUGGAAAGGCAUUCGGAACAGGAACGCAAGGCUGCCAUUAAGGCCACAUUGGAAAAAUUGCCCAAGGCAAAUUAUGACAACUUACGUUAUCUCACCAAAUUCCUGUGGUUGGUUACCCAAAAUGUGGAAUACAAUAAAAUGAGUUCGCACAAUUUGGCCAUUGUCAUGUCACCGAAUAUGCUGUGGCCACGCCGAGAUGAAAACAAUCCCGACGACUAUAUGGGCCAGGUGAAUAGUUCAUCGGCCGUCAAUAUCAUUAUCGAUCUGAUGAUUAAUCAUUGGGACUAUUUCUUUGAGGGUGAUGUGGAUUUCUUUGUUACCCUGCAGCGGGGUAAAUUGUACAUGGAGGAUAAAAGCAAAUCGAAUUCUUCCAAUGAGAAUUUGGAUCGUCAUGACAAUGAUGUUGCCGAAAGUCCACGUUACGGUACGAUUAGACGGCAGAAGCCCUGUGCACCAUCGCCUCCCAUGAAACUGCAAAAUUUAAUGGUUAGUUCCGAUCCCAAUGGUAGCAACACAACGGAGGCAAGCAAAAACAAUGGAGAGCAACACAAUAAUCACCAAAGAGCCAAGGAAUUAUUUCCUUCCAAUGCGGACGGUGGUAAUAGUCAACAGAAUAAUAUUUCACCCAAUAACAAUAAUGGCCAUAGUGAAAAACCUGAGAUUCCUCCAUUACCCAAACAACUGAUACUGCAGCAACAACAACAACACCAGGACAAUUCAUCGACAAAUGCAAAUAACAUAAGUGGCCCCCAGCAAAAUACUGGUCCACCGCCACCGUUAUCUGCCAAACCCGUACCCAUGACACGUACCCAAUUCUUUGGUUUAGAUACCUUGCCCUCACCCACAGCUGAUCGUAAGAGUAAUGACAGUGUCAAUUCGUUGACCUUCAAACCAGAUCUCCCACAAAAGCCAAAAAUUCCCAAACGGCCAAUGGUCUUGGGCCUGACAUCCGUUACAACAACAACAACGAACGCCAGCAAUCGGGGAAGUGAUGAUGAAUCCACCAUGGCGACGACAACACAAAUUAAUAAUGCCACAACAAAUGGUUCAUUCCGAGGCAAUAAAACAGCCGAACAAUUGGUGCAGGAACAUUGUGAUAAUGUAACAGCCUUACAGGCCAACAUAGGCAGUAGUAACACCUCCAUACCCUCAGCCAUAUUAAAGGAGGCCAAUCAUAACAAUCAUAAUUCGGCAACGCAUGAUGCUGUCAAUGCCAAUCAGCAGCCACCACCACCAUCUGUAGUCAAUAAAUUGACAACAUUUAGUUAUAACACCCCCUCGGCCACCAACAACCUCCUUCACACAUCCCAAUCCUCCGCAAAUUCCAAUCAGCACAAUGUUGGUAGUAGUGGUGAUCAAAAUCAGAAAACCGCAAUGGAGACAACGCGUCUAACGCCCACCACCCCGGUAUCACCCAAUAUGAUAAUGACUCCCAAACGACCAACAGUGCCUGCUCCACCCCCGCCUGUUAUUGUUAAGAAACCCGUAGAAUAAGAUGCACUAUUUUAGUUUAGUGAUCCGUGAUUUACAUUUUUCAUUUAUGUUUUGAGUGUUUUUUGUUGUGCGUACGCAUUUCUCUUCGUUUUGCACUUCAAAAUUAAUUUUGAAGAAAAGGCUGGAUUUGUUUUCGCAAAAUUGAGAAAAAUGAAAGGGAAAGUUUUAUAUUUACAGGAUAUUAAUAUCAUACGAAAGAUAAAUACAUUAUUCUGUAUUCUUUUAUUACUUGGAAGUAUUCAAACCAGGAGUUUUAAAAAUUUUUAAUCUGCUAAAGCAACAAAGUAAGCUUAGGUCCGAAAAACAAUUCUAACUAGCCAUGUAAUUUUAUAAAAAUAAUAUUUUAAGUCAACUGAGUAAUUGGGAUGACCCAGUGAAGAUUUUGUAAAAUUUUCCUUUGGGUCAUUGAAUAACUCUUUUAAAUUCGUUUUACAAAAUUUUUGAAAAUAUGUAAAUAAAACGAGCAAAUUAUAAUAUUUAAAUAUAUUAAAGCAUGUCUCUUAUAAA
Messenger RNA from Musca domestica (house fly), 3307 nucleotides. It is a transcript of the gene RhoGAP92B, whose product is annotated as rho GTPase-activating protein 92B. Gene Ontology annotation, molecular function: protein binding; GTPase activator activity. NCBI's taxonomy places the organism in Eukaryota, Metazoa, Arthropoda, Insecta, Diptera, Muscidae. Gene Ontology annotation, cellular component: cytoplasm; intracellular anatomical structure. The coding region runs from base 284 to 2800 and encodes 838 amino acids. The transcript is spliced from 5 exons. Gene Ontology annotation, biological process: signal transduction; regulation of Rac protein signal transduction; regulation of actin cytoskeleton organization. The record is from RefSeq and is a predicted model, not a curated record.